AUGGCGACUUACGACGUGAGCCCGCAGAGGGAGUCUCUGCUGGGUGACGCGAUCACAUUGGGGCUUUUAUCGCCCGAAUUGCGUCACGUUGUAGAGGAUACGCCUUCACCACACUUCCUCGAGGCCAUAGCAGAGGCGGCUCUUGCGCCUCAACUUACAGAGCGCAUUUUCGUCCACUUUGAGCCGGUCUUUGCAGAUAUCGCAGCACGAUGGCUGCUCAACGCCCGCAAGAAUGCCCGAUUCGCGAGUAUUCUUGCAUCUUUCGCAAGGAUAUUGCCCUUCAGUCCAAAUUUAUCUCAACUACUCGAGAAAUUCCUCAUCGAAAGCAGCCCAGAUAGUUUGCGGAAGUCUAGUCAAUCCCGUGUACCGUCACUGGAUCUGGCCGCGAUGCAAACCGCAUCCUCGGAACUUGACUUGACGAGCAUACUGCUGGCCGUUUGGAGACUUGUAUGUUUCGACCGACAAACAUACUCUCAACUCGUCCCCGUCACACUUCAAUCCCUGUUUCACCAUCAUAGUCAUGUGGUGAGGUAUCUUGCCAUAAGGAUAUUUUGCCAGGUCUACGCCGCAUCUGACUUCAAAAUGGAACGCCUCAUAGACACAUUCAUUCCGGAGAGGCAAUCACUCAUGGCAGACUUUGACAGCAGCCAGGUAGACUAUACCUUUCUUUCCAUUGCCGAACAUAGGAGGGCCGACGACAUGCACAAGUCUUUACUCAAAGCGAAGUCAACAACCCGGAAAAUUGACUCAUCAACGCGGCCAUAUCUGGUCACGCUCACCCCCCUUGCUGUUGCUUGGGGCCAAGCUGUUCUGCCGCGUGUUCAAAGUCCACUUAAGCAAUCUACGCCCUUAGUGAAGACCACGACGACUCUGGAGAAUCUUCAGAAUCUUGCGAGCUUGUUACGAGGCUCGCAUCCAAUAUUGCUUUACGGGCUUCCAGGUUCUGGGAAGACAUCUCUCAUCCAGGAAGCGGCCAGAGAGAUGAGCAUGGAGUCUGGUCUGGUUACCUUGCAUCUGAAUGAGCAGACAGACGCAAAGAUGCUUAUAGGGCUUUACACGACAGGGACGAAGCCAGGUUCCUUUGAAUGGCGCUCCGGAAUUUUGACGACAGCUGUGAGGGAAGGAAGAUGGAUCUUGAUUGAGGAUCUGGACAGAGCGCCAAACGAAGUUAUGAGCACCCUUCUCCCUCUCAUUGAGCGGCGCGAACUGCUCAUCCCGACCCGUGGAGAGACUGUCAAAGCUCCGAGCAGUUUUCGAAUUUUCGCGACUAUCAGAAGCUCGUUAGGUCUGCAUGGCCAGGAGGCGCCACCGAACUUCAUGGGAUCCCGAUUUUGGCGCGUGUUGAACGUCAAGACAUUGCCUCAGAAGGAGCUUCAGAGCAUUGUCCAAGACACGUUCCCGUCGCUCAGCAGAUUUGUCCCGGGAAUCCUCGCUGUCUUUGAUCAAUUGCUACGGCUGGCACAAAGCCCUGCAUCGCUUGGCCUUGGACGCGGUGUUGCGGAACGUCCUCCCAGCUCAAGAGAUCUUUUGAAGUGGUGCAGACGCCUUGACCAGCUCUUUGCCGCAGCUGGCCUUGUGGUUGAUAGUCCUAUCAACGAUACCAUCAUCGAUCAAAUGUUUCUCGAAGCAGUCGAUUGCUUUGUUGGGAGCGCCAAAGAAGAACGCGUUCGAGAGGUUCUGGUCCGCAAGAUCGGGCAGGAGAUGAGGAUAUCACCUGAAAGGGUCGACUACUUCCUCACAAGCCAUGUGCCUCGUCUAGAGGAAAACGAGAGACAGAUCGUUGUAGGUCGAACAACGCUGUUGAAAACACGACGGCAAUCCCGCGUGACGAAAUCAAGAAGACCUUUUGCAACCACCACGCACGCCAAGCGCCUGUUGGAGCAGAUCGCGGUAGCUGUCAAGGUCAAGGAACCCGUCUUGCUGGUGGGUGAGACUGGCAUAGGAAAGACGACAGUUGUGCAGCAGUUGGCCGAGUCUCUUGGCCACAAGCUUGUUGCUGUCAACCUUUCUCAGCAGAGCGAAGUCGGUGAUCUACUCGGUGGCUUCAAGCCCGUAAACGUACGAAGCCUAGCAAUGCCGCUCAAGGAGGAAUUUGACGAUCUGUUUCUUGCAACUGGCAUCUCCAGGGACAGAAAUGAACGGUAUCUUGAACGAAUCGACAAGAGCCUCGCAAGAGGGAAGUGGGCCGAUCUUGCCAAGCUGUGGCGGCAGGCGCCAAAGAUGUUUGAACAGAUUUUGCAACAACUCGAGAAUAAACAGGAACGAGACCGGGCAAAUCAGAUGAAGGACGGCCAGCCAGCAAAGCGCCGCAAGACUGAAUCAUCACGCCUCCAGUCUCUUCAAGACCUCAAGCCAAGGUGGAAUGCAUUCGCUCAGAACCUGGAGCAGUUUGAGAUUCAACUAUCUGGUGGUUCAGGAGGGUUUGCUUUUGCCUUUGUGGAAGGCAAAAUCGUGAAAGCAGUUCGUAACGGUGAUUGGGUCCUUCUGGAUGAGAUCAAUCUGGCAUCCCCUGAUACUCUGGAAGCCAUUGCAGACUUGUUGCAAUCAGACCCAAACGAAACGCCUUCUAUCCUUCUUUCAGAAACCGGUGAGAUAGAGAGAAUCAAGGCCCAUCCCGAAUUUCGAAUCUUCGGGGCGAUGAACCCAGCCACCGAUGUUGGCAAACGCGAUUUGCCAAUUGGGUUGAGAUCUCGAUUUACUGAGCUAUACGUCUCCAGUCCCGAUAAGGAUGUCAAAGAUCUCGUUGUCAUUAUCAAGACAUACCUCAAAAGCAACAGCAGCACUGUUGACCGAGCUGCAGAUCGGGUGGCUCAUUUGUACCUGGCGAUCAAACGUUUGGCUGAGCAGAAGGGCUUAGUGGAUGGAGCAAACGAAGUGCCUCAUUUCAGUCUCCGGACCCUGACACGAGUUUUGACCUAUGUCAAUGAUGUGGCUGCCUUCUAUGGUCUCGACAGGGCAUUAUACGAAGGUUUCUGCAUGGGGUUUCUCACCCUGCUCAGCCAACAGUCGGAGAACAUCGUCAUGCCUCUGAUCCUUGAUCAUCUCUUCGAGAAGAAUCUGAAUCGGACAAGAAGCCUCCUUCGUCAGACCCCGAAAUAUCCCACUGACGGGCGUGAAUAUGUUCGGUUCAUGGAUAAGGACAAGGAGCGCCAGUAUUGGAUUCUGAAAGGUGCUUUGGAUCCUCAAGAGCGAGUUGAUUACAUCCGGACACCCUAUGUCGAACGUAAUCUUCUUAAUCUUGUCCGGGCCACUUCAACCCGUCGUUUCCCUAUCCUGAUCCAAGGGCCAACUUCGGCAGGUAAAACUAGCAUGAUUGAAUAUCUGGCAAACUUCAGCGGUAACAAGUUCGUGCGAAUCAACAACCACGAACACACUGAUCUUCAGGAGUAUCUCGGCACCUAUGCAUCUGGUCCUGACGGCAAACUGAAGUUUCAGGAAGGAGUGUUAGUGCAAGCAAUGCGACAAGGACACUGGAUCGUCCUAGACGAGCUCAACCUCGCACCUACUGACGUGCUCGAAGCACUCAAUCGACUUCUCGAUGACAACCGAGAGCUUCUGAUCCCAGAAACUCAAGAGAUCGUGCGACCCCAUGAGAGUUUCAUGCUUUUCGCUACGCAAAACCCUCCUGGUCUCUACGGAGGCCGAAAAGUUCUCAGUCGAGCGUUCCGAAAUCGAUUCCUGGAAUUGCAUUUCGACGACAUUCCGGAGAGUGAGCUCGGCUACAUUCUGCAGAAGAGAUGUAGAAACACUGCUCCUUCUGACUGCGAGAGGAUUGUGAAUGUCUACAAGGAACUGUCGCGCCUGCGACAGACCAGUCGAGUUUUUGAGCAAAAGGACAGUUUUGCCACGUUGCGUGAUCUCUUUCGCUGGGCUCUGCGCGAGGCAAACAAUCGGGAUGAAAUAGCCGUCAAUGGCUUCAUGCUUCUCGCCGAGAGAGUGCGGAAUGAGGAAGAGAGCAACGCCGUGAAAGAAGUCAUCGAGACGGUGUUCAAGACCAAGAUCGAUACUGCUGCGUUAUAUGACGCCAGUUCAUCACCAGAGCUCAAUCAUUUCCAUGACAAGGUCAACAGUCAAGGCGUUGUGUGGACGGCGGCGAUGCGUAGACUCUACGUCCUGCUUGCCCAUGCUAUCCGAAAUAACGAACCAGUACUUCUUGUGGGCGACACAGGUAGUGGCAAGACCACAGUCUGCCAGCUUCUCGCCGAAGCGAGCGAGAAGGAACUACAUAUUGUCAAUGCUCACCAAAACACGGAAACCGGAGAUCUGAUUGGAUCUCAACGGCCAGUCCGGAAUAGGGGUGCUAUCCUUGAUCAGCUGAGGCGGGAUCUCGCAGAGGCCUUUCAAGCCCUGUCUUUGCCAGGCGAAGGUUCUCUUGAUGAACUCUUGCACGAAUUCGCGGCUCUCGACCCAACUAAAAAGGAUCAUCUCCCUAGUGGCUUGAUCGUCAAGAUUGAACAAAACCACGCAAAAAGCAAGGCCCUCUUCGAAUGGUCGGACGGCAGCCUUGUCCACGCUAUGAAGACCGGCCAGUUCUUCCUUCUCGACGAGAUAUCUCUGGCAGAUGAUUCUGUGCUGGAACGACUGAACUCUGUCCUGGAACCACAGCGCACGCUUUUACUAGCCGAAAAAGGACUGGGAGACCCUGUGGUCCAGGCCGCUGAAGGUUUCCAAUUCUUCGCGACAAUGAACCCUGGUGGUGACUUUGGCAAAAAGGAGCUGUCGCCCGCCCUGCGAAAUCGAUUUACCGAGAUCUGGGUGCCACCAUUGACGAGCAAAAAGGAUAUUUUGGACAUCGUCUCUUCGAAGUUGUCUCCCAAAUGCAGGGGUUUGUCUAACAUUGUCGUUGACUUUUCGUACUGGUUCGGUGACAACUUUCGGUCCUCAUCGGCAGCCGCUUUCUCCAUCCGUGAUAUUCUGGUCUGGAUCAAAUUCAUCAACCAAUGCGGUUCUCGGAAUCCGAUGCUGGCUUUGUUGCAUGGUGCUGCGACUGUCUUCAUCGACACGCUAGGCGCAAACCCGUCAGCUAUGAUAGCCAUUGAUCCUAAGUCAACGAGGGCGCAGAGGCGCCAAUGCCUCGACAAACUGGGCGAGCUCGCCGGAGUUGCGGCUGACUUUGGUCCAAUGUACGAGGUCGAGCCAACUCUCCUCCUGAGCGACGAGUUCCUCUCGAUUGGAGAUUUCAGCGUUCCGAGAGUCUCCGACAUCGAACUAGACUCCGGAUUCGAGUUUGCAGCACCCACUACCAAGAUGAAUGCAAUGAGGGUUGUACGCGCCUUGCAGAUGGACAAGCCGAUUCUCCUUGAGGGUAAUCCUGGAGUUGGAAAGACGACACUUGUGAGCGCCAUUGCUCGCGCCUGCGGUCAACCCUUGACGCGAAUCAAUCUCUCUGAUCAAACCGACCUCAUGGAUCUGUUUGGUACAGAUAUCCCUGUUGAAGGUGCAGAGGCGGGCAAUUUUGCGUGGCGAGAUGCACCCUUCCUACAAGCCAUGCAGAAAGGCGAAUGGGUACUCCUGGACGAGAUGAACUUGGCUUCUCAGUCUGUAUUGGAAGGCCUGAACGCGUGUUUGGACCACCGUGGCGAGGUUUACAUCUCGGAGCUGGACCAGGUUUUCAAGCGUCACCCCAACUUCCGGCUCUUCGCCGCUCAGAAUCCUCAUCAUCAGGGCGGUGGGAGAAAAGGGUUGCCUUCCUCCUUCGUCAAUCGAUUUAUUGUAGUGUAUGCAGAUGUCUUCACCGAAGAAGACCAGCUAUGCAUUGCGCAGAAGCGAGCACAACACCUCUCGCCAGAGACAGUACGUCAGAUCAUCACGUUCAUCUCAGCCCUUGAACACGAGAUAGUCGUCGACAGGUCAUUCGGCUCCCAAGGUUCCCCAUGGGAGUUCAAUCUGCGAGAUACCCUGCGAUGGCUCGAGCUGGCGGCUUCCGGUGGUCCCUUGAUCAGCCACGCCGAAGUCCAGGACUUCUUGGAUAUUAUCGUGCGACAGCGGUUCCGCACCAAGUAUGACAGGGACCAAGUUGUGGGCAUUUUCGAACGCUCAUUCAAGAAGAGUUACGUUGAGCACAGUCUCUAUCACAAUCUGAGCUCUGUGAUCUCACAGGUUGGAUUUGGGUUGCUGGAACGAAACUCACUAGCACAGCCAACUGAUUUUCCAAACAUCGAUGUGAUCCCGAGGUUGGCAGAGAUUGAGUCGCUUAUGAUCUGCAUUCAGGAAAACCUACCCUGCAUAUUGGUAGGGCCCUCGGGCAGUGGCAAGUCGGCGCUUCUCAACCAUGUUGCUGCACUCGCUGGCCGCAAACUGGUUGUCUUUCCGCUCAACGCCGAUGUCGACACUAUGGACUUGGUGGGUGGUUUCGAGCAGGCCGACCCGCUACGAGAAGUUUACGCCUGCCUCAUUCGACUUCGAGAAGCACUUUGCUCCCAUGCCAUGAGUCUGCUUCCUAAGACGGCGCCUGAGGAGAUCUUCAAUCUCAUUAGGCUCCUGGAGGUUUCCAGCGAUGACUCCGGCGUCCUGGAGGCCAUCACGCAAAGCAUUGAGAAAGUUGUACCUCAGAUCCCCUCGACAGCGCAGGUAGCGGGUUGCCUAGAAGCAGCUUAUGGUCUUUUGCAGAAGUCUCUGGUCCUCCUCAAUCCUCGCUUUGAGUGGUUGGACGGUGUCAUUGUCCGCGCGCUAGAAGCAGGCGAUUGGCUUGUUCUGGACAAUGCCAACCUGUGCAGUGCCUCUGUCUUGGACCGUCUCAACUCUCUUUUGGAGCGUCCAGACGGUUUCCUAAGUAUCAACGAGCACAGCGGACCCAACGGCGAGCCCCGCAUCGUCAAACCGCAUCCCGAGUUCCGUAUAUUCUUGACCAUGGAUCCUCGAUACGGCGACCUUUCCAGGGCAAUGCGGAACCGCUCAAUCGAGAUCUAUAUUGAUCAGCCUCCAGACCAUGUCGAUGAGUACAAGUCCAUGAUCACGAGAAUAGAAGCAAGGAUGGCCAGGUUCCAGACUGCCAUUACCUUGUCGAAGACUGAUUGCCCUGAGACUUCUGAAUUGGUUAAACUAGCCCUCGAUGAUCUGUCUGUUGCGGACACUCAGCUUCUUGAACGAUUCUCGAUGGCUGUUGCGGGACCUCGCGAUACUGAGUCCCAGCAGUCACACAUGUAUGAGGCUCUUGGAGCGCUGGCUUCGUAUCUCCACUCACCGGAUGCUUUGCAAAUCCGACAGGCCAUAGGGCAACUGCUUCAGACCGGAUCGGAAGACCUGUGCACCUCCCUUGUCAAUAUGCGGUACUCAACUCCAAGCCCCAGUGCUGCUCGUCACAUAACACCGAAGAGCCUGGCGACGGUACAACCACUCCACCCUCUGCAUAACUCUCCCCUCAUCAAAUCAAUCCUCAAAUCAUCAUCUGAUUCUGUCCAAUGGUUGGGAACAGCGUAUGACUACUACUUCGAAUUGGUAGCUUCUCACCAGGCAUUUGAGAGCCAGGUCAAGAGCUUGAAUAUUGCCCGGCCGUCCUUGUUGAAUAGGCUGCAGAGAUCAAGCAUCGCAGACAAAGUGGCAACGGUCUUGGCAGACUCGACAGCCUCGGCUUCCGCUUUCCUCACGUCUAUUCUUCAGGACAUUCAUAAUUUCCUCACCCUGAAUCUUGGCCGAAUGGUGGGUGGCUCGAAAGCACGUCUCCUGAUCAGGCUUGUGCUUCACUACUGGUGGAGAACUUACCAGCUGCUGGUCGAUUUGCAUUUCGAUGAAGUCAGAUUCCAGGCUCAUCUUAAACAAGGCGUGGAAGUUUUCGAAGACAUCAUCUCCCGAGUCACCGAGCCGGAAACUUGUCAGUUUGCACAAACAGUCAUUCGUCGGGUGCUCCACGACUUCACGGCUGGUUUCACCCUGACAACGGGACUCAGCAUGGAGCUCCUCUGGCUACUUGCCAGACCCCAUCCAAUUGAAGAUGCUGGAUCUCUACGCCAGAUCACCGACCUUGAGCGGCUUGCCACGCGAUUUGACAAUCUAAGGUGGCGAGCUGAUACCCCCUUCCCUGAGCUCACGAAAAUUGUGAUCGCUUUGGCCGAUUCAUACGGUGCUAUCAGGAGUGAACAUGUCAACGCAGAUGAUCUGCUGGAGACCCUCGCUACUGAGAUUGUCAGCCUGGAGAAACGUAUGGAGGAGCGCAACUUGUAUGUCAGGCCGUAUUUCGCCGAACAAUUCGAGAGUCUAAGACAGACUCUGGUGUUGAGGGACAUCUCCUGCCAGUCGCAACCAGCUGAGAGCAUGGCUGACCUCGCUGUACUUUCGGAUCUGCCAACUUUAAGUGUCAUGCGGGAACGGAGUGCGACCGGCUUCGCAUCUCGCUUGCAAGGCUUGGACAAUCUGCUGUACCAAGAGACUACCGUUCAUCCGUGGACUGGGACGGUGAUUUCAGACCUGUUGCACAAAUUCGACUCAAUGUCGCAAGCAAGGCUCUCUGCCUUACGAUCUCUCGAGUCGGAGUUGCCAACUCUGGGCAAAAUCCUGGCUCGGUCAUCUGAGCCGCUCGCGACGGAUCAUCUCCAGGAAUUGAAUCAAAUCCUGUGGCAAAUGCUACAUGAUGUUAUCGUUUCGCAUGAAUCGUCUCUAGGAUCACAAUUGUCUUCCACAUUUGAAGCGAUGACAAGACACGUUCAAGAGCAUGGUGUGGAGAUCACAGAAGAAGGACUAGUGACGGGCAUUCAAGUUCACUUUUCCUCCUGGCAUGCUUCGUAUCCUCAACACCUUGUCAAGAUGAUGGAGGCUCACUUCUCCACUGCUUUGCUUGCUCUAGCAGCGUCAAAGUGUGGCAAACAGCCGAGAGCCUCGUUUACAGCCAUCGCCUGGGUACAAUUCGCGCUUGGUGCCAUCAAGCUGUACACCCCUGAUAAAGUCUUCGAUCCACACCUCAAAAGCCAGAUGGAGCGGGAUUUCCAUUCAACCUUGCGCGAAGAUCUAGCUCGAAAACUUUCUGUUCUCUCCAAUUUCGAAGAGCGUCAGACUGGGCAAAGCUCGAAUGUUAGAUGUGCUCUUGUUCAGGAGGAACUGUCAGAGCUGGGACGCGGGCCCGAUGACAUUCCGGUCUUGAUCCAUCGCCCGUCCAGCAAUGACCUUGUCAGGAUACAGAAAGAGUUGUUCAAUCCAGUCCUUGAUACAAUUGCGAAGGAAAAUGUAUCAUCGACACACUUCUCGGCUGUCUCAUCCUCAGAGGAAACAAAGGACCAAGAAAUCCAACUCCUUCAGGACAAUGUGUCACGGCUCAUUCAGCGAUUGUCCGGCCAAUUCACAGCCUACCAGGAUAUCACCGUCCCUCUUGCCAAUCUACUUCGGUGCCUUCAGCUCGGCUUGUCAUUGACUACCAACCGUCAACGGUGCAUUCAACCUAAAGACAAUGACUUGUCCGCCUUGCUUGCUGUCACACCAUUUUUCGGUGGUGGAAGUAUACUCUGCCAGGGCGAGAAAUCUCUUCCUUCUCGCCGAUUUGAGUUCCUCUCCUACGUCAGCACGCGCCGCGCCAUUGAGGGUGAUCUCUCGCUAUCACCUACCCUUCGUCAAUCAGUGCUUGGAUGUUUCCACUUCUUCUACGAAGAAUGGAGCAGGAAGCUAGAUGCAGACCGCAAGGCGGAAGAGAGCAAGAACAGCCUCUAUCACUUCCGUGGUAGCAUCGAGGAUGAAGAGGAGAUCGAUGCGAAGGAGUUCAAUGACCUUUUCCCGGUCUUUACGACAGAUGAUUCCGAUGGUACACCUGCAGCCCAAUCGGCACGGCACCAACUUGAGAGUGUUCGCGAUCUAUCGAUCAGACUUUCCAAGGUCCAUAAGCAUAUUGUCUCCGUUUCCCAGGAGAGUCAACACGCUCUGAAGAAAUUUCUGAUCCAGAUUGGGCAACAAGUAGGUCAGGAUGCUGAGAGUUUUACUCUUGAUGCUGGGAACCACUUGGACAAUGUGUUACUGCCCAUUGCGCUACUCAACUUGCAAGAGAAAAUUGGACAAUUCGAGGCGGACGAAGCAGCCAUCUCUAGCUUCUACGCCAGCUCAAACUUACCGGAAGUUCGAAAGUUGGUAGCCCUUGUCUAUGACAUCAGAUCACACUUCGGAAGACUGCAACAAGUGGAUGAAAUCGGCCAUCUUCAGCCUAUCGCUGAUGUUCUGGGAGCCUGCGAUGUGAUCUUGGAGCUUGGACACUCAAAAUCACUGGCCGAGAUCAUUCCACGGUUGGAGAGACUACACGGCUUCCUUUACGAGUGGCAGUUUGGCGGCUAUGCCAGCAGACAAUACAUCAAUCCCACGCUCUAUGAUCGAGCCACCAGUAUGAUCGUGGCGUGGCGCCGCCUAGAAUUGGCUACCUGGGACAAACUAUUUGAUAUGGAGGUGCAAAAGUGUGAGGAAGACGCGAACUCUUGGUGGUUCAUUGCGUAUCAAGCUGUCAUCGCUGGGCCCUUGGCUCUUUUGGAGGCUGGCCAAGACCUCAGGAAGCACACAAGCCUUCUACUCGAAGAGCUGCAGGCAUAUUUCGUGAACUCAAUGAUUGGCCAGUUCAAGGCUCGCCUUGACUUGCUGAGACAAAUGCAGAAGCAUUUGGACAUGGUUGUCUCUGACUACCCUGCUAUGAGUGUCGUUCGAAACGCCCUGCAUAACUUCAUCGCCUUUUACGAGCGGUUCGAUACCAAGGUUUCCGAAGCUAUCAACAAAGGCAGAGAGCCUCUCCAGAAGAAAAUGAAGGAAAUCCUGCUCCUCGCAAGCUGGAAGGAUACGAACAUAGCUGCGCUCCGGGAGAGUGCGGUCAAAUCCCACCAAAAGCUUUUCAGACUGGUUCGCAAGUUUCGCUCUGUCCUCGGCCAACCUGCGAGUCAAGUCAUAGCCCAAGGACUUCCGGAUUCAGGUCCUAGCGAAUCAUCACCAGACAACAGCAAUGCCAUCGCCGUUGACAUCGGCGAGAAAGCAGCGAUUGCUUGCCAGCGAAUGAUUCCCGAUUGGGGAGAUGAUUCACAGACUCGGCGCCUGAUGAAUGUUGGAAAGCUUGUUCGAACUAUGGCAAAGACUGGCCGGCUUCCCGAGUCGGCUCUCCAGGCGGUUUCUAUCGUGGAUACAUUUGUGCAGGACCUUCUUUCAUCAGCAGCUGAGCUAAGGAAAGAGACUCCUGGAAUCCUGACAGAGGAGAACAAGGAUAUCGUGAAGCACAUCAAGACCCGAAAGGUCAAGCUGUUCAGUGAUACACUCAAGGACGUGCGGCAGAUGGGCUUCAACCGCAACCUAGCGGAAAACACGCUCAUGGCCCAGAAGUCGCUUGCUGAGAUCUUUGCACGAUCAGAGGUAUUGGCGACUCCAGAGACAUCGCACGCACAGAACCUGGACUACCACUUUCAUAAGCUGCUGGACCUUGCUCCGCGCUUCCGAGAGGCUCGUUUCGAACACCACAGCGAUCUCAGCCAUGACACAGUUCAAAGGAGCACCGGAUACCUUGAAGGUAUCCUGCUCGUCGUCCGACAACAGCGUCAGAUCCUUUGCACGUCGUUUCAAUCCUUAGCUUCACUGCAGAACUCAGUCUCGUUCGUCAGGAAUCUUGCCACAUCGGAGACAAGUGGGUCAAUCCGGCUCAAACGUGAAGUCUCCAAUUCUUCUCAGGUCUUAUCAUGGCUCUACGAGACUGUACAGCUCGCAGCCGAGCUGAUCAGUAUUCAUGGUCGCCUUGGCAAGAUCGAUAACAAACCUGUCAUGGACUAUCUCAAUGCCACUGCUGGAAGACUCGAUGCAUUCCGCACUAGACAGAAGUCUCUGACAAUUCUACCCGAUGCAUUCACUAGCACGGGCAUCCUGCAGCUUGAGGACGAGAUCCAACAGGAAUUCCAGCUACUACAAGACAGCCUUGAGAUGUUUUGUAACGAGCGUCCAGACCUGAGCUUCAUCCUCCAACAAGUCAGCCGGUGGACCUUAAUUACGACCUCUGAUAUCGACCGCCCAUACCAAGUCUCGUUGAACAGCUUGAAUUCUGAAGUGGUCAAUGCCUCAAGAUUGGUACUAAGUGCGAUUCAACACUUCAGCAAGGAAGCAGCGGCAUUGCCAACGUCUACUGAGGAUGCCUCGUGGCUUGUUAGAUACACCGACUCCCUCUCGACAGCUAUCAAGUCACUUCAUAUCAACACCAUUCAGAAAGCCGUGAGCGAAUGCCUCACGUCUCUUGCGACCUUGAAGGAAACAACUGGGGAUGUUGGUCUGGUGGCCCAAGCUCUUCUCGGAGUCCUUCUCCCCGUCCUCCAGCAGUAUAUGGCACUGUGCCAGGAGUCUGUUUCUCAACUGGCCUCCUUGUAUCAGUCAAUGAGCAAGAUGGCAUACCACCUGAGCAAGUCAUUCACGGACAUUGCUCGUGAAGGCUUCUGUACGCCCCAGGAGAAAUCCGAUGAAAAAUCAGGAGAAGGCGGAAAUCUGGAAAGCGGUACUGGGCUUGGAGAUGGUGAAGGCGCUGAAGACAUCAGCAAGGACAUUCAGCCUGACGAGGAUCUCUCUGAACUCGCUCAGGAGCCCGGUAGAGAUUCAAAAGGGGAUAUCGAGGACGAAAAAGACGCCGUUGAUAUGGGCGACGAGGAAAUGGAGGGAGAGAUGGGCAGUGCGGGCGCUCCUGAGGAUGACGAGGAGAAGACUGGCUCAGGAGAUGAAGAUGAGCCGGAAGAGAUGGAUGAAGAGGCUGGUGAGGUUGAUGACUUGGACCCCACCGCCGUUGAUGAGAAGAUGUGGGAUGGAGAGGAUGAGGAAGAGGCAGACAAGGAUCAACAAGGAAACGCACCCAAAGGCCAAGAGAAGGAUGGUGAACCUGAAGCUGUGGACGACACCUCCAAGAGGGAUGAGAAGGUCCAGCAAGACGGCGAGAAUGAGCAGGGCGAGCCCGAGAUGGACGAAGAAGUUGGACCCGAGCAAGAGGAGGUCAUGCCUCAGGACGAACUGAACAGGCAAGACCAAAAUGUUCAAGAGCAAGAGACGCUCGCGUUGCCCGACGACAUGGAUAUUGAUGCUAAGGACGAUGGCGAAUCAUCAGGAGCAGAAGAUGAUUUGGAUGAUCUAUCGACAGAUGGUGGGAAAGAUGAGGAGGACUUGGAAGUGCACGAGUCGGAGGCCGAAGAUGGCGAGGGCCAGCAAGAUGAGGCUCAACAACUACAAGAAGUUGAGUCUGUGGCCGACACUGCUGAAGCCGACCAGGAACCCCCCGAGGAAGUGGAAAUGGAGGUUGACAAGCAAGAUGAGGAAGGUCACGGGCCCGAAGAGGAAGUCGAGGAGAAAGAAAAUCCGCUACUGGAAUCGGCUCCCGAGAAGGUCGAGGAGAACAACAAGGAUGCUGCGCCAAGUGAUGUGCGCACUGGUGGGGGACAGGACCAAGAAGAUGCGCAAGGCGUCGAGGACAACGAACCUCAGGAUAAUGCCGCACAACGGGAACAAGGAGAAAUGGGCGAGAAUGCUGUCGAGGAGGACGCCGCCACUGGUAAUAAAGGGCGCAGCUCAAAGAUGGACGGGGAGCCGCCGGAAGGAUCAGAACAGCAAGAAGAGGAUGCUACGGAGAGUCAACCGUUCCGGAAGCUAGGUGAUGUCCUCGAGCAAUGGUACAGAAACCAGCAAGACAUCAAGGCCGCUCAACCGGAGGAAGACCGUGGCCAGCCGGAUAAGAACGAGCAAGAGAUGGCUAUGCAAGAGUUUCAACAUCUACAGGAUGAGAAUGCCCCUGCAGACACUCAAGCUCUUGGAACUGCUACCGAGGAUGAGGUCAAACCGAUCGACGAUUCCAUGGCGAUCGACAAUGACAUGGAGCAGGCGAACAACAUGGUCCCCGUCGAAGACGAUGAAGAGGCCGAAGAGCCUGAGAAGGUUGACAACACCGACGGGAUGGACACAGCAGAGGCUGAGCAGCAGGAGAAAGAUGAAGGUCGCUCGGGCGUCGCGACAAGACAAGGUGCCUAUAAUAGAGAGGACUCGCUGUCGCCCUCCCCUGAAGAGAUGACUCCAAUCGACGACGCUGAGGAUCAAGAUGUCCAGGAGACAUCUACAGCCCUCUCCACGACGCACAUCACGGACACCGGGCGACAGUUGCGGGACUUCUCCGAAUCCUUGCAGCAGUGGACCGAGUUCCAGACCAAGACUCAUUCCCUCUCUCUUUCCCUUACCUCCCAGCUCAGACUGAUCCUGACACCGUCUCAAUCCACUAAGCUCUCUGGGUCAUACCGGACCGGCAAGCGACUCAACAUCAAGAAGAUCAUUCCGUACAUCGCCUCAAGCUACAAGCGCGACAAGAUCUGGAUGCGACGCAGCAUACCGACCAAGCGCGCCUAUCAGAUCCUGCUCUGCGUGGACGACAGCAAGAGCAUGGGAGAGUCCAGCUCCGGCAACCUCGCGCUCGAGUCCCUCGUCAUGGUCUCGCGCGCCCUGACCAUGCUCGAGGUCGGCCAGGUCGGCGUCAUGGGCUUUGGCGCCGACGUCUUCACCGCCCACGACCUCGUCGAGCCCUUUGCCACGCACGAGGCCGGCGCCCGCGUCCUGCAGAACUUCUCGUUCGACCAGGACGGCACCGACAUCUGCCUCCUCAUCCGCCAGACCAUCGACCGGUUCCGCCUCGCCCGCCAGCAGAGCGCGACGCGCGGGUCCGAGGACCUGUGGCAGCUGUCGCUGAUCCUUUCCGACGGGCUGACGCCCUCGUCGGCGCACGAGCGCAUCCGCCGCCUCCUGCGCGAGGCCAUGGAGGAGCGCGUCAUGAUCGUCUUCAUCGUCAUGGACGACGCGGGCAAGAAGAAGGGCGACAGCGUGCUGGAGCUCAAGGAGGCCAAGUUCUCCAAGGACGAGAUGGGCAACAGCCGAGUCGUCAUUGAGCGCUAUCUCGAUACCUUUCCCUUCCAGUACUACUUGAUCGUGCACCAUCUCGAGGAUCUCCCAGGGGCUUUGGCCGGCUUGCUGAGGACCUGGUUUGCGGAGGUCAAUUCUUAG
Messenger RNA from Thyridium curvatum, 14943 nucleotides. RefSeq lists its product as uncharacterized. Gene Ontology annotation, molecular function: ATP binding; ATP hydrolysis activity. The transcript has a single exon. Gene Ontology annotation, biological process: rRNA processing; ribosomal large subunit assembly. The coding region runs from base 1 to 14943 and encodes 4980 amino acids. Gene Ontology annotation, cellular component: nucleus; preribosome, large subunit precursor. The record is from RefSeq and is a predicted model, not a curated record. NCBI's taxonomy places the organism in Eukaryota, Fungi, Ascomycota, Sordariomycetes, Thyridiales, Thyridiaceae.